AUGCUCUGUAUGAAACAAAAAUACGGAAUUGAAGAUCGUACAGACUGGCCUCCACCAAUCAGCUUUUCAGAAUUCACAAAUUCCGUUCCGUACAAAAUCAAAAAAUAUGGAAUCGAAGAUCGUACAGACUGGCCUCCACCAAUCAGCUUUUCAGAAUUCACAAAAUUCCAUAAAGCCAUCAAAUAUGCUAAUGCAGCAAAACCACAAAAUACAACAAAAAAUACAAGAUUAUGGUAUAGUCAGUUUGAAGAAUUUGUUAAUGAUACACGACCUGCUAUUGACAUUAUUUGA
Molecule: messenger RNA, 291 nt
Organism: Entrophospora candida
Lineage: Eukaryota; Fungi; Glomeromycota; Glomeromycetes; Entrophosporales; Entrophosporaceae
Source: the annotation of a GenBank genome assembly